This is a messenger RNA of Ostrea edulis (European flat oyster), 3228 nucleotides long. RefSeq lists its product as uncharacterized. The transcript has 2 exons. Lineage: Eukaryota; Metazoa; Mollusca; Bivalvia; Ostreida; Ostreidae. The record is from RefSeq and is a predicted model, not a curated record. The coding region runs from base 218 to 1222 and encodes 334 amino acids.
GAUUCACCGUCAAUGCACAGGGGCAGUGACAACUCGGAAAUGUUGCUUGGGUCAACAAAAUUCACAAACAUGGACCGAUAUAAAUAGUUGGAACAUUGACUGUACAGGAAAAAAAAGAUCUAAUUUAUAAACUUUACAAACUUCGCGUGUGUAUGUGCUUCUUGUGAUAUUGACUUGUAAUAUUGUGAUAUUGACUUGUGAUAUUAACUUGUGAUAUAUGUCGGCUACAGAAAUGAAUAUGAAGAGUGUGGUGAAUUCUCUCUAUCAGUUUGAUGAAACUAUGAACAAGCGAAAGACUAUUGAGAUAAAGCGAGUUAUGAGGGGUGCUCUCAGCACGUCACGUAGCACGACAGGGGACAACACGUUCCAUAUCAACAAAUUCGCUAAUAAAGGGUUAGAACAACAGAUCAGGGUCUUGGAUAAAGCAAAAAUUCAAUGUCGGAACGGAAUAAAUUCGAAAAAGCGAACAGCACUGAGAAAAUGGUGUCUUGUUUUUGGUAAACAAAAAUCUAUGAAUGACUCCAUUAAAGAACUAAAUGAGGUGAUAACGAAAGCGAUAGAGGAAGAUGGAUUCCUCGAAUCGAGAAUGAAUCCAGAAGAUGAAGAAAAGGUAGAAGAGGAGCAAAUAGAAGAACUGGAAAAUAACACAGAACCAGAACCGGUCGAUAAAAGAUCCGGAAUGGACCCUAGUCAAAUUCGUGCUCUGAUGAUAAAACAACAAAGAGGAGGAAUUGAGAUAAAAACAAACGAACAAGGAAUUACUUCUAUGCUCUUACCAAAAAUUGAUUUUGGAAACACAAAUAUGAAACUCGAAAACGUGGAGUUAGACCCAGAAACGCCACAGGCCCAGGAGGACAUAUGGCCUCUUAAAGACACCACCUGGGUCAGUUCUUAUAUAAAAGACCAGCGAGAGAAACAUGACCAGCUCUUUACUAAAAAUAUUUUGAAAAGCAUACAAAUUGGAAUGACAAAAACAAAUCCUUUACACAGCUUCCGGUUGAGAGCAAAAAUUUCGGAUGAUCCAAUGGAUUUGUUAAGACAGUUAACAUCAGCAAAGACAGCCCGCCCGUCGACAAGAGAUCCUUUGAGGCGUAGCGCUCAAACCGCCGGUGCUUUACAAAGUCACAGGGAGGUGCUCACGGCCCGAUCUCAGAUCUCAAGAGGCACGGAGACACAAAUAAAACUUCCACCGCUCAUCCGCUCAAAAACAAUGUUCCCCUAGAAAUCCUCCGAACUUAUUCUAUGUAAAAUCAGUCCCCUAAGUUCUCCGAACUUAUUUAUGUAAAAGCAGUACAUUGUACAUCAGUUCAUUGGACAUUGCACUAACAUACCAAAUGACGCUGUUCCAGUUUCAUCAAAUGUUGGGAAUUUCGUGGUGAUUUUCUUUGAUUAUAAAUGUAACCAUGACGCCCUCUGUACGGCGGAUUUGUCUACUGUUUAUUUCGAAAUCGUAGACAAGUCGGUCCCACAGCAUGCUUACAAUAAAGAUGUCCUAGUUCAUCGGGGACCAUUUUCACAAUUUGCAACAAUUUUAGGGAACUUGUUCCGAUUAGCAAUUACCACAAGAAAUCGCUAAUUCUGUAUACAACUUUAAUUUGCUGCAUUUUAAUUUUCGCUAUUUUUAUAUAACUUUUAUAUAGAAAUAGACACCGUGAAUUCACAACUGCAUGACAAUUUAAACGGAAUUAAACAACAAACCGUGAAAAAAAGCCAGAAUCGAAUAUAAAGCUUUACACAGCAGUGCAGAAGGCUAACAAACCGGGAAAAGAAAUGGGUGUUAGUAGAAAUAUGGUUUCUUUAUAUAUUUUCCUCAUAAUUGUUAUUUACACUUGUGUUAAACUACAAGUGCAUACUUAGUAUUGUGUUAAAUUACAAGUACAUACUUAGUAAUACACAUUGCACAGUACGCCCACAGUUUACAUACAGUAAAGAGACCAUUGUGGCCGAGUUCAUUUGUAGAGGAAUUUUCAGCAAUUUUGUUUCUAACUUUUCAAAAUAUCUUUCGUUUCUUUUUUCAUUAAGUGUGGAUUUCCACCCGAAAUUUUUUACAUCAGGGGUAUAGCUCGUGUUCGACAACAGUGAUUAAAUUUUAGGAGAGAUCGGUCGUGGAAACAGGAUUUUUGAGAGUGGGGUAGAUUGAUCAACUUAUAAAGAGUGCGUUUAAUUUAACCUUGUAAUUUUUUAAAUACAGUCAUCAAAUAUUGCUACUAUUUUUCUCUGCAUCAAAAUAGUUCAAUAUAUAUGCCUGGUCUUUUUUAAAACUACACUUGAACCGGCCAUACCAAUAUAGAAAAGUACUAAAUCUGGGCAAUCUAAUUCUAAAUCUACUCAAACCCCGCUUUCUUUAACUGAAUGGGUGAUCCGUAACUAAACUCGUGUCAAUUUAAUACAUAAUUUAGCUUUUGAAUCACAUCACGUACUUAGUUUGAAGUGAUUUAAGGUACACGAAAGUGGCUAGUGCAUGUCAAUCCGAAUAUUAUACAAUGCGGAUUGAUCCUAUUACCCUCACUGUGGUAUGAAUUCUUCACACCAAAAUUUCAAUAAUGUAAGUACAAUGGCGUUUGCUAUCUAGCGCUAAACAAUUAACUUUACUUUAACACUGAAUGCGCAUGCCACAUCAAUAAUACAAACUUAGGAGUAGCGCUUAAUGUUAAGACACCCCCUCCUGAUAAUUGUAUACGACAAGAUCUUAGACAAAAGAUGUACCUACUAUAGCUUAUGUAAGUAACACAAAAUUCUUUCAUUAUCUCCAAUAAAAGUUGAUUAGGAAAUAACGAGCAAUGCGUAUUAUUUUUGAAAAUAUACGGGAGUAUGAAUUGCGACGCAUCACACCGGCAUGCCUCGUGAAAAGUAGGCCGACGUGAAGCGUUGCUGUUCGUAUCCUUAUGUAUGUUCAAAAGUGAAAAUUAUUUCUUAUAUUUAAACAUUCUACUUUCAUUCUGUCGGAAUUCCCAGCCGUUAAAAUAGACGUACUAUAUGUAUCAAGUAGUUCUGUAUUCAUACGCGCAUUCUUUACAACCGAAGAGCGUGCAUGAAGAAAAAUGCCUAUCAAAAAAAUUUGUAAAGAAAUCAAAGGCAAAAAUAUUGGAAAUGUAAAAAUUGUAAUGGUUGACUAGCUGCUCCUAGUUACCGUUUGUGUAUGAAUUGGUGAAAUGUUAAUUACCACAUGAUGAUUGCUAAAUGAUAUUUGCUCAUUGUCAACUAAUAAAUUGCUGAUUAUAUAUUGUU